Messenger RNA from Xenopus laevis (African clawed frog), 2589 nucleotides. RefSeq names its product vomeronasal type-2 receptor 26. Bases 1 to 2589 code for a protein of 862 amino acids. The transcript has 6 exons. Lineage: Eukaryota; Metazoa; Chordata; Amphibia; Anura; Pipidae. The record is from RefSeq and is a predicted model, not a curated record.
AUGGUAAAACAUCAUUGGAACCUGCUAACUGUAAUUUUAAUUCUCCUUAUGUUUCCUGGUAACACAGGUAAUUAUUGCACAUCAAGAUCAAAGCAACUGCACACGGUCAGUUCUUCUACUGAACUCCUGGAUCAUUCAGUUGAUGGAGACAUUAUAAUAGGUGGCAUUUUGCAAAUCUUUUUGUUUUCUUCUGGUGGAUAUUAUGAUUUUCAUGAUGUCCCUGAUGAAGUAUGUUGUGUUGGGCCAUCAUUUCAGUACCUGGCCCACCUCUUGGCCUUUGUUUAUGCUAUAAAGGAGAUCAAUAACAAUUCAAAACUUUUACCCAACGUUACUCUAGGAUACCAUGUCUAUGAUGCAUGUACCAGUGAAGUAAUGGCAUUAAUGAGCACUUUAAGUUUAAUAUCCAAGGAUGGAAAUCCAUUUCUCAAUUAUAUCUGUCAACAAGAUCAAAAGUUGGUGGCAUUUGUUGGACACUUGUUAUCAUCUCCAACUCACACAACUGCAGAAAUCACUCAGUUCUAUGGAUACCCUCAGAUAAGUUAUGGAGCUCUGGAUUCUGUGUUUAAUGAUCGUGUUCACUUUCCAUCUGUCUAUCGUACAGUUCCCAAUGAGUAUUCCCAGUUCACAGUUAUCAUAAAAUUACUGAAGCACUUUGGAUGGACUUGGGUGGGAAUCAUUGCAUCAGAUGAUGAGAGCAAUCACCAAGCCAGUGAGGAGCUGAAAAAGGAAAUGGGGAGAAAAGGAAUUUGUGUGGAUUUUUUAAAACUUAUAUCAAAUUCACCUAAGUUAGUGAAAGAAAGUGCUACUAAAUCUAUUGAAGUCAUUAAACAUUCCAGUGUCAAAGUGAUUAUAUUAUUCUUAAGAGCUAGCACUUUGCUAGUAUUGCUUAACUCAGACACUUACAAACUGAUAUCAGAAAGGGUUUGGAUUAGUUCAGUAGGCCUUGAUAUUGUUGCAGCAUAUGAGUUUAAGACAUUUCUGUAUUCCAUUAAUGGAUCAUUUUUAAUUUCCCUUCCAAAGGGAGCCAUCCCUGGAUUCAAUAACUUUCUUUCUCAAGCUAUUUGGAGUGAUAUUCUUGAGAACACAUUUGUAAAAUUAUUUUGGGGACUCACUAUUGGAUGUUUAGCGGUCUUCAAUUACAGUGCCCAGAAUUUUACAUGUCCAGAUGAACACAAAAUAGAAGACUAUUUAUUACAAGAAGAGACAAUUAACCACCGUAUUAAAUAUACCAUAUACAUGGCUGUGUAUGCUUUAGCACAUGGUUUAGAUGCAGUACAUUCACUGAUAGAGUUGUCAUCAAAAGGAAAUAUUGGCAAAAUUAGAUCAAAGUUAAACUACUACCUGAAAAACAUUGUGUUUAAAAUGUCAUCUGAAGAGGAAAUUUUCUUCACUAAAGAUGGAAAUAUCCCAGGAAAGUUUGACAUUUUGAACUGGGUUAUUUAUGAAAAUGGAACAAUCAAGAAGAUUAGUGUGGGUAGAUUCCUCCCAGGUAGUCAACACCUCAUUACUGAGAAGAAUGCAAUUGCCUGGAGUCCUUAUUUUCAAAAGACUCCUAUAUCACUGUGCACUGAUAAGUGUUCUUCUGGUCACCGAAAAGCUCAUCAGACUGGGAGGCCAUCAUGCUGCUUUGACUGUCUUCCAUGUCCUGAAGGCGAAAUUUCUAAUUCUUCAGAUCUGGAAACCUGCGUGAAAUGUCCUGAGGAUCAAUGGUCUAAUCCAGUUAGGAAUCAGUGCAUUAAAAAAACAAUAGACUAUCUCACCUAUGGAGAUGUCUUAGGAUAUACAAUGUCUGGCUGUGCUUCAGUCUUUAUUGUUUUUACAGCUGCAGUGUUUUUGGUCUUUAUAACACACAGAGGAACUCCUAUAGUUCGUGCCAAUAAUGAGAACAUCAGCUACAUACUGCUUAUGGCUCUUCUGAUGUUAUUCCUUUGUAGCUUCAUGUUCAUUGGACAUCCAACUGGGGUUACAUGCAUACUGAGACAAACUACUGUUAUGUUUGUUUUAUCAAUUGCUAUUUCUUCACUUUUAGGAAAAACAGUAACAGUUCUGGUUGCAUUUAAAGUUACAAAAACAUCAAGCAACUUUAGGAGAUGGGGAAAAAUUAACUAUUCUAUGAGUGUAAUAUUUCUUUUAUCCUUUGGGGAAUUUUUAAUAUGUGUGGUAUGGCUAACUUUGUCCCCGCCUUAUGUAGAGUCUGAUAUCAAAACUAUACCAGGAGAAAUCAUUUUACAAUGUAAUGAAGGUACAAUUAUAAGUUUCUAUCUGGCAGUUUCAUAUAUUGGUGUACUAUCCCUUUGUAGCUUUACUGUAGCUUUCAUUGCUCGCAAGUUACCAGACCGUUUCAAUGAGGCGCAGCACAUAACCUUCAGCAUGCUGGUGUUCUGCAGUGUCUGGGCCUCCUUCAUUCCAACAUACCUGAGUACCAAAGGCAAACACAUGGUUGCAGUGGAGAUAUUUGCCAUUCAGGCCUCUGCAGCGGGUCUGUUAAUUUGUAUAUUUACUCCAAAAUGCUACAUUAUUGUGAUGAAACCAGAACUCAAUGUUAAAGGAAAGUUGAUAAUAAAGUCAAAUUGCAUAUAUACCCAUUGA